AUGGUGAUACAAUCGACUUGCAGAACGCUACAAGCUUCGAAAAUAUUAUUUAGAAAGUAUGGUACGGCAGGAAAAUUGGUAAAUGUGGCAGUAAACGAUAAAACGGGGGUAGCCACAGUAACAAUGCAGAGGGCCCCCGUUAACAGCUUAAAUUUGGACUUAUUAAACGAUUUAUCGACCACUUUAACCCAAUUGGAAAAUAACAAGUGCCGAGGUAUGAUAUUGACUUCAUUCUCCAACAGUGUGUUUUCGGCUGGUUUGGAUAUAAUGGAAAUGUAUAGGCCGGAUGCAGAUAGGGCAAGAAGCUUCUGGACAACGCUUCAAGAAACCUGGAUUAAAUUGUACGGAACAUCUUUUCCAACAGUGGCUGCAAUUAACGGGCAUGCUCCAGCAGGUGGUUGCUUAUUGGCAAUGAGCUGUGAAUACAGAAUUAUGCUCAAUAAUUUUACGAUUGGCCUUAACGAAACACAAUUAGGAAUAGUCGCACCAACAUGGUUUAUUGCUACCAUGAAAAAUACCAUUGGAUUCAGACAGACUGAAUUGGCUUUAACACAAGGCAAAUUAUUUACCACAAAUGAUGCAAUGAAGAUUGGUUUGGUUGAUGAAUUGGCUGACAGUAAAGAAGAUGCUCUUGCUAAGGCUGAAUCAUUCUUAUCUAAAUUUGCCAGAAUACCCCCAAUGGCAAGAAUUCUUACAAAACAAUCUGUUAGAGGAAAGGAUAUACAAGAUCUUAUUCAAAAUCAAGAAAGGGACCUUAACGUUUUUAUGGAUACUAUUACCAAUGACCAAGUACAAAAAAGUCUACAAAUGUAUGUUGAAGCACUUAAAAAGAAAAAGGCUUAA
Brassicogethes aeneus is the source of this 843-nucleotide messenger RNA. Lineage: Eukaryota; Metazoa; Arthropoda; Insecta; Coleoptera; Nitidulidae. The record is from the annotation of a GenBank genome assembly.